Molecule: messenger RNA, 2856 nt
Organism: Parasteatoda tepidariorum (common house spider)
Lineage: Eukaryota; Metazoa; Arthropoda; Arachnida; Araneae; Theridiidae
Product: SH3 domain-binding glutamic acid-rich protein homolog
Cellular component (GO): cytoplasm
Source: RefSeq, a predicted model, not a curated record
AGUACGUUGUCGUUCUUAAAUGGUCGAAAAGGUGUAAGUUACAGCAGCUACAAAUGAACUUAUUAAACUAAAACGUUACACAUUCUUGAUGUGCAUGUUUGUUAAAAACAUCAAGGAAGAAGAGCAACACCCGAUUACCACUUGCUCAAGUUGUUUGGAUUUAGUUUGACAGGUUGUGUUAUUGAAAUAUUUAUUAAACGUUAAUAUUUUCAUUUAUUUCGACAUCGCCAUCAGCUAUGGCUAUAAAAGUUUAUGUAUCUGGUAUUUCCGGAAAUCAUGAGAUAAGAAAACAGCAACAAAGAGUUUUGUUCAUCUUAUCCUCCUUGAAAAUAGAUUUUGAAGUAAUUGAUAUUACAGAAAUUGGGAAAGAAAAUGAUCGAGAAUUCAUGAGGACUCAGUGCAAACUUCAUGACAAAUCUAAUGCCUUACCUCCUCAAAUUUUCAAUGAAGAUGUUUAUUGCGGAGAUUUCGAAGAUUUUGAAGCUGCCAAUGAAGAUGAUCGGCUUAAACAAUUCUUAAAGCUUACCAGUGAAACUCCACAAUUGGAAGAUAUCGCUAAUCAAAUGUUGAGCAAUGUUGAAACAGGAGAAAGUGAGGCUCUUAAAGUGUGAAAAAUAUAAGGAUGCUGACAGAAGCUCAUGAAUAGCUUCUAUGGAUUAUUUUAUAAAUUAGGGUAGCUGUGAGGAUUUUUAUAUUAUUAUUCUAUUUUAAGUAUUUUAAUUUGUAUAUACACAAUUACUACUAUUGGUAGAACUGCUCAUCCUUGCGAGCUUUGUCUGUAUUGUUAUUUAUGUUUUUGUUACUGUUUUGUUUGAGUAUUUCUAAAAAGUGAAUGCUUUGGAAAUAUUAUUCACAAAAUAGGCUAAACUUGCUCAUCAAUCAAAUCUGAGAGAUAUAAGUUUUAUUUUAAAAAAGUAAUAUAACAUAACAAAUAUACAUAGUAGGAUAAAUAAACAUAGUCUGAGCAGAAUUUAGGUAUGUUGCUAAAUAUUAAAAUCUUAUUAAAUAAUUACAGAUAUCUCUAUCAUAAUUUGCAACUUAACCUUUCAAAGCUCUUCUUUUAACGUUUAAAGUCUUUAAUUUGUGUGUUAAAAUCCUAUUUUAGUUGCAUCAUAAAAAUUAUUAAAUAUUUUUUUUUUCAGAUUGUUUUUUAUUGUACUUUUAUUUGUUGAGUAUAUGACCUUCAUUUACUUCAUGAAAAUUUUAAAUGAAUUAAUCUUUUAGUUAAAUAUUUUACUCUUAGAAAUGGGAGUCAUCCUUAUUUUUCCUUAACUGACAUAAAUCAUAUUAAUUUUGAUUUAAUAAGGCUUUUCUAUUGUAGAAAUUAUAAAUGACAAUAUAAUUGUAAUUAAUUAAGAGAUAGAUUAUUUAUUCUGAUGUGUGACAUUUCAUGGCACUUAGCAAAAUUUCCUGCUUAAACUUUUUUAAAUUGAUUUUUUUUGAGUUGAGGAUUAAUUAUUUAAGCAAAAGUUUUGUUAUAAAAUUUCAUCAUUACUAUUAUAAUUUAACAAUUGCUGUGCAUUUAAACAAUUUGACUUACGCAUUUAGUAAUUUUUGAUCUGAUUUUUAUUUAUGUGUAAGGGAAUCACAUGUGUUUUAAACCUAUUUUAUUACCAGUUUUAGAUUUAUAUAAGCAUAAGUAAUAAGUUUUUAUACAAUAAUUAUUAUAUGGUUAUAAUGUGUGGGAAAUUACAUUCCCUCUUUCAUUAUAUUUUAAUUUGCCUUCCUUGAAUUUCGGUGAAAUGCAUUUACUUCUUCAUAUUAGAAAUUACUAAUUUCAUAUACAUUUUUGUAUGCUAUUUAUAAGGCAUUGUAUUAAAUCAAUGUGUUUCUUAAAAUUUAAUGAUUUUGAUUUGAAAAAAUUACUUUUUUGGUAAUGUUAUAAACCCCUGUGUUAAAAUUACUUUCUUAGAGUGGAGUGAGUAGAAAGGAUGCAGAUCAGUAAUAUGUGCGUAAAACGUGUGCCACAGCACAUACUUUUAUAUUAUCAAAAUAGAUUUCUAAAGAAGUUAAAUAUUGACUUUUUAAAAAAUAAAAAUUUUUGAAUAGUAAAAAAAUAAUGAACUUAUUAAGUACAAACUAUUACUUGAACUGCCUUAAUCUUUUGAUAAAUGCCAUGUUUUAGUAAAAACAUAGUAAUGUGCUUUGUUUGGUAAUGAAUAAAAGUUAUUCAAUAAAAAAAUAUUACCCAUAUUUUAGAUUUAUCCUGUAAUGGUACAAGGUAAUCAGAAUUUUUAUCUGAUGAAUAAUGUUUUUAAUAAAUUUCGGACAUAUUUAAGCUAUGUAGAGAUUCAAUCAGAAAUUGAAAUAAUGACCAACUUUAAAAAUUCUUAUAAGAAUAAAAAUUUCAAAAUUUAUGAAUAAAAAAAUUAGAAUAUAUUUCUGCUUGCUAUAGUGCUUUUGUAAAAAAAAAAAUUAUUAUAUUUUAUAUUAUGUCGGCAUGCAUUCCAACUUUAGCAGUGUCAUUUUUUUUUACUAACUUUUUAUAUCGUUUGUAAAUAAUUUUAUAAAGCAUUUACCUUUUUAUUUUUAUAAUUUUAACUUGCCUUAAGUUGUAAUCACUUUUCUCUGUUAAUUGAUUUGCUUUUCUUUGUGAUAUAAACUGUUCCACAAUUUAAUACGAUUAACUGAUGAUUAUGUAUACUUGUUACUUUACACAUUUUAAUUAUGUUUUCUUAAUUAGAUAUAAAAAAUGUGUUGGACCAAUUUUUGAUUAUUAUUGUUUUUGAAAGAAGCAUAUAUUUCAAUCGACUUUUAUGUUUUAAUAUUAAGUGCAUAUUUAGUAAAUGCAUAAUUAGUCAUUUUGUUAUAUUUGUAUACCUUUUUUAGGUUUUAAAUAAAAGUUAUUAUGCAGUA